Messenger RNA from Solanum dulcamara, 1954 nucleotides. RefSeq names its product probable N-acetyltransferase HLS1. The record is from RefSeq and is a predicted model, not a curated record. The transcript is spliced from 3 exons. Lineage: Eukaryota; Viridiplantae; Streptophyta; Magnoliopsida; Solanales; Solanaceae. The coding region runs from base 344 to 1591 and encodes 415 amino acids. Gene Ontology annotation, molecular function: acyltransferase activity, transferring groups other than amino-acyl groups.
AAUUUAGCAAAUCUCUCUAUUUCUCACCUGUGCAUAAUCAUGAAAAACUAAUACCAACACACCCAAAGAAAGUAGAAGAGCUUUUUAACGGACCCUUUUUAAUUUUUAUUUUUUUCUUUGCCGCUUGCUCUUUGUCGUUCAUAUAUCAUCCUUCUUUGGGUUUUUCUUCAAUUUCGAUAAGAAUAAAAGCUUUUUCUCUGCUGCUCUGCUUUUUUGACCUUCCCCUACACGUUAUACUCGCUACUUCACUAUUAAUUUUCAGCUAUAUAAACCUCUCUUUUGCUCCUACAAAUUAUUCAGUCCAAAACAUUUUUAGCAUAUAUAGUAAAAGGAAAGAAAAAAAAUGGUGGACAAUGGUCAUGUAAUGUCGAUAGUUCUGAGAGAAUUUGAUGCAAAAAAAGAUAGCAAAGAAGUGGAAGAAGUUGAAAGAAGAUGCGAAGUUGGCCCGACUGGUAAACUCUCUCUUUACACCGAUCUUUUGGGUGACCCAAUUUGCAGAGUUCGCAAUUCUCCUGCCUAUCUCAUGCUGGUAGCAGAGAUAGUGGUGCAUAAUGGAAAAAACGAAGAGAGAUCAAUAGUAGGGAUGGUAAGGGGUUGCAUCAAAACCGUUACGUGUGGGAAAAAACUCUCAAGGAAUGUCAAAAACGGCUCUGAUUCCACUAAGCCGCUUCCAGUCUUCACCAAACUCGCUUAUAUUUUAGGCCUCCGUGUUUCUCCUGCUCACCGGAGAAUGGGAAUUGCGUUAAAACUGGUGUGCGGAAUGGAGGAGUGGUUUAGAGGUAAUGGUGCCGAAUAUUCGUACAUAGCUACUGAAAACGAUAAUCAAGCUUCCAUUAAGCUCUUCAAUCACAAAUGCGGUUACUCCAAGUUUCGUACCCCGUCCAUUUUGGUCCAACCCGUUUUCGCUCAUCGGGUUCGGGUAUCUACUCGGGUCACUAUCAUCAAGCUCAACCCAACUGACGCUGAAACCCUAUACCGCCGCCGAUACUCCACCACCGAGUUCUUCCCCCGCGACAUUGAUUCCAUUCUCAACAACAAUCUCAAUCUCGGUACCUUUCUAGCUGUUCAGAAGGGGCUUUACUCAGCCCAAACUUGGCCCGGUGUAGACGAUUUAUUGGCCAAUCCCCCCGAGUCAUGGGCUGUGCUGAGUGUGUGGAAUUGUAAGGACGUGUUCAAUCUGGAAGUCCGCGGCGCAUCGAGAAUGACAAAGUUUCUUGCUAAGAUGACCCGUUUAGUGGACCGGGCUUUUCCAUGGAUGAAGGUACCGUCGGUGCCGGAGGUUUUCAAACCAUUUGGGCUUCACUUUUUGUAUGGGCUUGGUGGUGAAGGCCCACUAGCCAUUAAAUUGAUGAAAUCCCUAUGUGAUUUCGCUCACAAUUUGGCCAAAGAAUCGGAUUGUAGCGUGGUGGCGACGGAGGUAGCGAGCGGGGAACCGUUGAGGUUAGCAAUCCCACACUGGAAGAAGCUAUCAUGCGCUGAGGAUCUAUGGUGCAUGAAACGAUUAGGGGAAGACUAUAGUGACGGGUCUGUAGGUGACUGGACAAAAUCACAACCUGGUCUUUCCAUAUUUGUUGAUCCUAGAGAAGUCUAACUUUUAUAAAAAAUAGGGGGGCUCCAUGUCCUUUCACAAUAGUAGAGAAUCUAAUUUUAGAAGUUCAAAGAAAAAGCAGGUGGUAAAGUUGAUAUUUCCCUUUUAGUAGGUUCUGUUUCUUUUUUCUUUUUUCAUUUUAAUUUCAAGUAAAUUUAAAUUUUUUAUAUAACUAGAUAUAAGUUUAAGAAGAAAUGAGAAAAUAUGUAAUGAUGAUGUAGAGAAGAGUUUGUUUUGUUGUUGGUUAGCUGUAAAGGGGUGGAAUAUCCCACAUUUUAUGUAAAAUGGAUGUGGCUUUUUGAAUCCUCUUUCGGCCAAAGAGAAGGUGUAUCGGUUUGUUAUAUGCUGGAUUUUGUGUUAUUUUCC